CACCGGAAGCGUUGGUAUUGUUCUGGAAACAGUGUGACAAACGUUCCGCAGCUGUGUCCAGUUUUUAUACACUGUCAUUUCUCGACACAGAUUGGUUAUUUCGGUUCUAACGGAAGUCGGUUAGAACACUUUACCGGUCUGUUGAAGGAGAUAACCGUUAGAACCGUCCACACCGUGAGGAGCAGCGAUGGCGUCGCCGCUGGAGAUGACGGAGAUGUACGACAACGCUUUACUGGGGAUCUUGCAGCACGUCGGCAACAUCCAGGACUUUCUGCAGGUCUACUUCGGCUUUCUGUACCGCAAGACGGACUUUUACCGCCUGCUGUCCGGUCCCGGCGACAAGAUGGGCUUCCCCCCGGGAGUGGCGGAGAAGAUGGUGCAGAAGACAUUUAAGUUGUUUGAGAAGUUGGCCGAGCAUGACAGAGAGAGAAUGCUGAGUGAGCUGCAGAGGCGAGAGGAGAGUAGAGGGGUUCCCUCUGCAGUUCAGGAGCUGGAGGUUGCCUCUGAGCCUCACCAGGAGACGGUGGAGCCGAGCACAGAGGCGGUGCAGAUCAAGAGCUCAGCAACGGAUGCUGCGGCUGCUUCAGCUCCCGCAGCCUUAGAUGCGCCCGUCAUCCCUUGGCCUGACAGCAGCAGCGGUAGCGGUGGUCCAGCAGCGAAGGGAGAUCAGGCAGCUGCAGCCAACACAAAGUCAGCAGAACAGAGUCAGGACAUGUAUCAGUCCAAUCCUGACAGUUACAACGGGGCGUUGAGGGAAAACUACAGCUGGUCUCAGGACUACACGGACGUGGAGGUCCGAGUGUUCGUUCCCAAGUCAGUUGUUAAAGGCAAACAGGUCAGCGUCAGUCUGCAGACCAGCAGCGUGCAAGUGAACGUGAGUGACGGAGCCAAGGACAAAACACUGAUGGUGGGAGAAUUCACACACAAGAUCAACACUGAAAACUCUCUGUGGAGUCUGGAGCCUGGAGACUGUGUGGUUCUGUCACUCAACAAGACCUCUGAGGUUUGGUGGAGCGCUGUGCUGAAAGGCGAAAAGGAGAUUGAUAUAAACCAAAUUAACCGCGAGCGCUCCAUGGCAACAGUGGACGAGGACGAGCACGCUGUUCUGGACAGACUCACGUUCGACUACCACCAGAAGCUGCAGGGAAAGCCGCAGAGUCAUGAAAUGAAAGUGCAUGAGAUGCUGAAAAAGGGCUGGGACGCCGAAGGGUCGCCGUUCAAAGGGCAGCAGUUCGACCCGUCCAUGUUUGACAUCCCGCCCAGCGCGGUGCAGUUCUGAGACGCAGCCAGAUAUGAACUGAUUCUAGUUUGUUCACAGAGCCGGCUGCAGGAGAGACGAUGUUUACCUGCCGAACUAAAAUGCUGGAAGUUUGUUUUUAACCGUAGAAGCUGCAUGUCAGGGUUUGUGGGUUUGGAAAGGGAAUAUUCCCACCUUGAUUCUGACGAGGAUGUGUCAUGAUGUCAAACAUUUAUUUGAUGUUUUGGCAGUUGGAAAUCUGAUAAAUAUGAUUAUUUAAUAACAGUGCCUAUGUGUAUGUCUGCCCUACUGACUGAUUCUGUUGUUUCAUUGUUAUUCUCAUUCCUAUUGUUGAGCUUUUAUUUCAGUAGCCACAGUUUUUUUCUAAAUAUUCAGCAAAAUUCCAGAAAAAUGCAAAUUAUUUCACCUUAGGAGUUGAUUUGUGAAAAUACACAGCUGAUGCAGAAAGAACAUCAACAGAACAAACGGUGAAAGACGAGACAGAGACGUGACAUUUCUGUAUGUUUGAUGGAAUAAUUCAAGGUGCAACUUCACCACAACCAAGUGAGAAAACUUUUUUGUGAUAUGCCAAAUUUUGUCUUCUCAGGUUUUUAAUGCACAGAGACAAACAGCAGGAUGGAAAUCUUGUUUAGCAACAGACAUAUGCUCUGGUCUGUUACUCUGUCAUCCGUCAUGGUGAUGGGCAGCACUGCAGCAUGUCUGAUGAGAAGAUCCACUGCUGCUUUACUGUUUCAGCUGCCAUGCUCUGCUUUUAACUUCCAACCAAAAAAGAAAAAAAUGUUGAAUAAAAACUUAUUAAAUAGAAAAAAUAAAGUUAAUUCUUGACUUUUAAUAUGUCCUCUCUCCAGUUAGGACACACAUCAACACAUCUCACAGCUUUUUACUUUUUUUUUUUUUUUUAAAUAGCUAUGCCUAAAAAUACAUUAUGGGCCAGAGCAUGGGUCAUUCAGUGAAAAAUCAAUUAGUGCUUCUCACUUGACCAACUCCCCCACGACCCUAGUGAGGAUUAAGUGGUGUAUGGAUAAUGGAUGGAUGGAUGGGACUUGACCAACUGAGAAUCAGCUCUUUAUUUAUGUCCAAUAAUUUUAGUAUUUUUAAUUGAGCAAAAAAAGUUACUCAUAAAAUUAAAGGGUGCUAAACAAAAAAA
Stegastes partitus (bicolor damselfish) is the source of this 2405-nucleotide messenger RNA. It is a transcript of the gene nudcd3, whose product is annotated as NudC domain containing 3. The transcript is spliced from 6 exons. Gene Ontology annotation, biological process: protein folding. Lineage: Eukaryota; Metazoa; Chordata; Actinopteri; Pomacentridae. Bases 188 to 1279 code for a protein of 363 amino acids. Gene Ontology annotation, cellular component: cytoplasm. The record is from RefSeq and is a predicted model, not a curated record.